Notechis scutatus (mainland tiger snake) is the source of this 1087-nucleotide messenger RNA. The record is from RefSeq and is a predicted model, not a curated record. Lineage: Eukaryota; Metazoa; Chordata; Lepidosauria; Squamata; Elapidae.
UCACUUCCUCCCUGUCCUCGCUCUCCUCUCCGUCCUUCACCUCUUCGAGUUCAGCCAAGGAUAUGAAUUCCCCCAGCCUGCAAGUCCAGCCCGCCGCCGGCAACGCCGUCUUUGAAGGGUCAAGUCAUGCCGAGCCUCAGAACGGACCCAACGGGCUGGAGGCCGAGCUGGAGCAUCUGAGGCAGGCGUUGGAUGGCGGCCUGGACACGAAAGAAGCCAAAGAGAAAUUCCUCCACGAGGUGGUGAAGAUGAGGGUCAAGCAGGAGGAGAAACUCAACGCCGCCUUGCAGGCCAAGCGCAGUCUCCACCAGGAGCUGGAGUUCCUCCGCGUGGCCAAGAAGGAGAAGUUGAGGGAGGCGACGGAAGCCAAGCGCAACCUGAGGAAGGAGAUUGAACGCCUCCGGGCAGAGAAUGAGAAGAAGAUGAAAGAGGCCAACGAGUCCCGGAUACGGCUCAAGCGGGAAUUGGAGCAGGCCCGACAGGUCCGAGUAUGCGACAAGGGCUGCGAGGCCGGCCGUCUACGAGCCAAAUACUCAGCCCAGAUCGAAGAUCUGCAAGUGAAGCUCCAGCACGCAGAGGCGGACCGAGAACAGCUGCGCGCUGACCUCUUGCACGAGCGUGAAGCGCGCGAGAACUUGGAAAAAGCCGUCAAGGAACUGCAAGAGCAACUCUGGUCAAAGCAUAACGAUCUGCCCAACAGCGCGCACACCCCGAAAGAUCCCGAGAACUGAGACAGACACACACACACACACACACACACACACACACACACACGGUCCAAGACGGGUGGAAUCCGUGCUCUCCUGCCUGUGGCCCGUGGGCCGAUCCGUGCAUAGUAAGCAAGACUGCGUGGAAGAGGCGUUUCCCCACCCCCUGCUGCAUGUGGCUAAACACCAUGGAUCUGUGGUUCUUAAAUCGGAGGGCAAAAACGUUGUUACUCUUUAUAACAAAAGCACUGAAUUCUGCCUCUCUUUUUUUUAAAAAAAAAAAUCCGUAUAGCACAACAUUUUCCUGUGCCUAUAACGUGAGAAGUGUUUAUAAAUCUACUCUUUUGAGUCUGCAGCAAAAAAAAACCACACACACACAC